Messenger RNA from Caenorhabditis sp. 36 PRJEB53466, 4248 nucleotides. The record is from the annotation of a GenBank genome assembly. Lineage: Eukaryota; Metazoa; Nematoda; Chromadorea; Rhabditida; Rhabditidae.
AUGAUGCUACAACCGACGAAUUUGAGGGAAACGAUCAAGAAUGAGAAUGAAGGUGAACAAAUUGAAAAUUAGGGCGUGGCCUAGCGUGCAGACACAGUUUUUCCCAAUUUUGGCACGACGUUCAAAUUUUCACCCUAUUUUAAGGUUUUUCGUCAAAUAUUACCAAAAGUCUGCACGUUAUUGCGCACAUUUUGGGCUCAAAACGACUAAAUUUCAUUGAGAGUUAAUCGAUUUCCGAGUUUUGCGCUAAAGAUGCUCGUGUUUACGUGCUUUAUCACUUCUGACACUCAUUUUGUCUGAAAACUGUCCAUUUCGGGCCGUAUCAAAAAUCCGAGUUUGCGGCGUCGAACGGCUGUGUUUUCACGAAAAUUUUAAUGUUCUCUCUUUCAAAUUUGAAUCAAAUGUCUUCGUUUAUCGAUAUUUGACUCAAAAAUAGCGAGUGCUCGCCCUUGUACAUUGAAAAGCAUUAUAUAUAUCGAAUGAGCCUAACGGCUUCUCUGGAAAUUAAAAAAUCGAGCACGAGUCCCAAAAGUCUGUCGGAAACCGUGAAACUUGCAUUAUUACUCCUAGCGCAAUUUUCACAAUCAAGUGUUUCCAUUUUCCGAUCGGAAUUUUCCCGAAAUUUCAAACCCCUCGCAACCGAAAAAUGCAAGCAAGCACUAAAAAACAACUCUAAUUUUUUUUUGCAGAAUUCGUGCUGAAUGGCUCCGUGAGCAGUCACGGCUCAACGGACCGGAGUUCGGCUUCUCCGAUGAAUGCGGAUGAUCUGAACGUGAGUGGAAAAUUGAUUGAUUAAUUUUGAGCGUGGACAAAUUUCUGUUUGUCUGCAAACUUCACAGUGUGACAAUAAAUAUCGUUCAAAAAAGCCCGUAAAACCGGUUCGAAAAAUGUUUUUCGUGGCGUAUGUAAACCAACAAAAAAUCAAGAAAAACAUUUGAAAUUUCGUCUUUCCUCUUUCUCUCACAAUUGCAAUGAGAUGAUCAUUUUUACGAGUCUUCUGCCGCGUUUAUUACACUUUUUCUCUAUCUCGAUUCAAUGCUAAAUUUUUGCUGUUUUUUUCGCAAAAAAUUGUUUUCCACAGCUGGCGAGCACUGGAAAACGGGUUUUUUUUUCCGUUUUUGCGCUCUAAAUUGCAUUGAAAUUUGAAUCUGGCAUUUUUGGAAUCAAAAUGUAAGGACAUUUUCAAAUUUCCCACUUGCUCAACGCUCUUUGUUUUCAAAAAUGCGCAAACUUUGCUCUCUCCCAGUUUUUUUUCCCAAUAAACAAACAUAUUUCUGUUUUCCGCCCAUUUCCCAGCGACCAACAUUUCUUUCUUUUCGUUUCUUUCAAAAAAUAUAUAUAUAUUAUUUUGCGCGCAAAGCGCACAAGUAAGCAGUGUGUCAGCAGAAUUUCUAGAAAAAUUCAUUUUUGUGUGAUAGCUGUCAAAAAACGCGGUAAUCGCAUGAAAAAAGGAGAAUUUUGUGGAACGGGCGAGAAAAAAGCGGCGAUUUAUUUGGCGAGCCGAAAUGGACGGAGCACGACGAGCACAUUUCAUUUUGGCCGCUUUUUUUCGUGUUUUUUAAUCGGAAAAGUGCGCGCUUUUGCUCAAAUACACAAACAGUCCGCACGAAGAGAACCCGCUUUUAUUUAGAAGAAAUUUCGCUCCCCAAUUCUUUUAGAUGACGAAAUAUAAAAAAUUUCGCUUUUUCUGCCUUCAUCAUCAAAUAUUUAUAAUUUUUCGACUUUUUCAUCGAGCAAACACUCUAAAUUUUUCACCUAAACCUCGCUUUUUGUGUUGAAAACGACACUUUGUGCUGCGUCUUUAAAUUUGAGUUUUGUAGGUUACGGUUGUUCGAUUCGAGACCCUAAUUGCAUUUUACCGUGCUGCGCCUUUAAAUUUUCUCUUCGAGACCCAAAAUCAUCACAUUUUCGUUGCAGGACCUAAUGGAAGACGACGUGAAUCAGAAAGACGAUGAAGACGAAUGUCUGGCUCGACGAGUUUCGGGUCUCGAAACGAAUUUCGUCUAUAUUCAACAUCAGGUACCUCGUGUGAAAUUGUGUUUGUUGUUUGCUCUACGAUCAAAAAUAGAACUGUAUAGUAGUCUUUCGAGCUGAAUAUUUAUUCGAAUUCAUUUCAUCACUGUCAAACUUCUUUUUGGGAGGCGCGCGCUCGCCCGCAAAGUUUGCAUUUCACUUUUCUGACCAGCCACAACCUGUCUGCUCUCACAGAGAAAAUAAAGUCGAAAUUGGGGGGGGGGGAAGAGAAGGAGGGCAAUAAUAAUAAUUGAGUAAAUAACGCAAUUGAAUAGAGACCCCACAGUUUAGGUGAUUGUUGAAUGUUAGGCCGUUAUCCUAGGCUGUUAUGUUUGGGAAAUCUAGGCCAAUACAGUCUAACGUCUUAAACCUCUAACUUUUUUGUUUUUCUGAUUAUUACUUAUGCUUGAAAGUUUCGAAAUCCUCUCAGCUGUCACCUUUUGGCGCGUUUUGCUAAUUAGGCCAAGUUUGGUAUUCUAGGCCACUGGAAUAUUAGACCAGAAAAGUUUAUUUCCUAAAGCUCUUAGGUCUCUAACUAACAACAUUUUAGAUCCAUGUCAGUCAAAUUUAGAAUUUUAAGCCAUCCAUAUAAACACUUAAAAUCUUUCAGUUGGCCGCAAUCAUGCGUCACCUCCACGCGCCUCCGUGCACUUGCCACAAUUGCUCGAAAAUCCAGCGGACAGUCGAUGGAGCGAAACAAUUGGUAAUCCAAUUGACAAAAUUAUUCACGAUUUAGCCAAAACACGUUCAGAAUGAGCCCGCCGAAAUGCUGUCGCAACUGUUCCCCAACGCGUCGGCGCAACAACUCAAAACCCUGCUGGAGCUGUCGAAAAUGAACAAACUGCCGUCGCAAGUGGUCAAAGAGCGCGAAACGAACGGGAAUGCGAAUGCGAAUGGAACACAAGAGAGUCCGAAACUGGGACAGGGGUAUUCGUGUGCGAGCGGCGGCGGCAAGAUUCUCGCGAAACAGGAAAGAUUGUCGGAGACUAGGAAGCUGAGGAAGACCGGGUUCCCGCCCGUCGCCACGUUUUAUCAGAGAAAAGCCAGCGAGAAUGGUUAGUUUUGACAACUACUCGUUCUAAAAUCCAGAAGAAUUGAUAUUGCAGCUCUGCUCCCACCUCCUCCGACCUCCACGAACACCUCGACCGCCUCUCCCGGUCCUUCGUCCGAAGGGGACCGUGACGAACACAUUGAAGACGCCACGCCACAAGCGACAGCGCCAGUGCCGACAGCUCAAACCACUGUGCCUGCCACGUCGACUACACCUCAGGCACCCAACUUGUUCACGCAAUGUAAGUGAAAGCAGAAGAAGAAUUAAAAAGUAACAAAAACCGGUUUCAGCGAUGGUGGAUAUGCUGAAAUUGAACGCGCAAAGUGCGGCGCACUCGACAGGCUCUCCGGGCUUUCUGCGUGGGCGUGGCCGCGGCCGUCCGAAGCUGAUCGGCGACGAGCUCGACGCGGAUCUCGUCGACUACAUGGUGUCGCUGAAGAACGCGGACCCGAACGGCGGUCACUUCACCGCCUCGCAGGCCCUGCACUUGGCCCGCCAGUACAUUCUCGAACGGGCGCCCGGACUGCUCGAGGAGCACGGCGGACACGUCAAACUGAAGCUGACGUGGGCGAUGAAGCUGGUCUCGCGGAUCGGCGAGCGACAGAAAGAGAUCGAGUUCGGAUUGCCCGCCGGCACCCUCUCCAACAUGGGCCGCAAUCUGACGAACCUGCCGGGCGGCAACUUUAUGGCCGACGUGAUGGCACAGAAUCUCCUGUCGCAGCACAUGAUGAUGGUCAAUCAGCUGAACGGAAAGACGGCGGGAACGCAGAAGAGCGGCGCGGCGAACGAGGAGGAGGGCAAACAGAACGAGGAGAAUCUGAAUGUGCCCAAGCAGGAAGGUUCGUUUUUUUUUUGGUUGUUUUUCCGGGCUUUCCGGCCAACCUGGCGAGUAAAUAAUCCGAUCGGGCUGAAACUUUGUCCCAAUUACUUUAAUGAAAGUUUGGGACCGAUCGGAGUAUUGCAAGUGGGCCUAAAGACAAGGUCCGGCCUUCAAUUGUUUGGCUAGAAUGUCGAAUAUACUCAAUAUUGAACUACUUUCAGCGUCGUCGUCAAUCCCGGAAAUAGUUAACAUAAAAGAGCUGUCGCUUCCGUUCCUCAACAACUUCCUUGCCGAACUGAACGAGAACAAUUCGGGAGUGAUCGACGGAGAAAUCGCUUCGACACUUUUCGCUCCGAACGCAUAA